Messenger RNA from Guillardia theta CCMP2712, 828 nucleotides. RefSeq lists its product as hypothetical. The record is from RefSeq and is a predicted model, not a curated record. The transcript has 5 exons. NCBI's taxonomy places the organism in Eukaryota, Cryptophyceae, Pyrenomonadales, Geminigeraceae. Bases 1 to 828 code for a protein of 275 amino acids.
AUGGCGAUGAUGCCUGGAAGGUUGCUCCUUCACAGUCUGGUAUGUUGUUUGUUCCUGGCAAAUCUUGGCACUACGUUGGGUUUUACUCCGAUGGCAAGACUGCCAAACUUGAUUUGUAGUGAGGCUAACAAUAAGAUAAGAAACAUCCAAAUUCCUGCAUUUUUCUUUCCAAAGCACAAAAAAAAUUCAAUCGUGGCGUCGGACAUUGAUGAGGUAAAGCCUGUGGUCGAAAAACUGCAGCAGGUCAUCAAAGUGGAUGUCAAACCGUACCAGGAAGAUAAAAGCUCGAAUCAGAAAACAGAGUCGACAGUUGACCGAGCCAAGCGGAAGCCUCUUAUGGACAAAAUCCAAUCGCCACUUGUUCCUGACCCCAAUGGUCAGUGCAUGCCGGGAUUUCACAGCAAAGUGACUGAGGGCUCUGCCGCCGAACCAGCGAGGAAGGAGGACGCGGAGGAAAGGCGAGCUGCUUCUGCUGCUGUGAUGAAGGCCGACAAAGGUUCUGGAGUGACGGAGCAGUCCAAGAGCAAGGCCUUGAUGGAGAGGGACCGAAUCCUGAAGGCAUCAAGGGCGGCGGAGGAGCAGGCGCGGAGGAAGUACGAGGAGGUACAAAGGAAGGCUGCUCAGAAGAAGAUUGAGAAAGAGAGAGAGUUCCAACAAAUGGAGGAUGCAGAGUUGAGGCAAAGGAUGAAGGCCGAGCAAGUCAAGGAAGCAGAGGAGCGAGAAAGGGCGCUGCAGAAGGCACAGGAAGAGGAGAUCAAGAGAGCAAUCGAAGUUGGCAUUGAUCCAACCACUGAUACCAUGCCCCUCAAACCGAAGAAGAAAGAUUGA